Molecule: messenger RNA, 3175 nt
Organism: Neoarius graeffei (lesser salmon catfish)
Lineage: Eukaryota; Metazoa; Chordata; Actinopteri; Siluriformes; Ariidae
Gene: nt5c1ab
Product: 5'-nucleotidase, cytosolic IAb
Exons: 6
Coding region: 2-1078 (358 amino acids)
Biological process (GO): adenosine metabolic process; nucleotide metabolic process
Cellular component (GO): cytoplasm; cytosol
Molecular function (GO): 5'-nucleotidase activity; magnesium ion binding; nucleotide binding
Source: RefSeq, a predicted model, not a curated record
AAUGAGUCUCCAUGAUGGACGAAUGACCAGCAAUGGUGAAGCAGGUUUGGAAGCCAUCAAGGUGCAGGAUCCCUCAACCCCAACUAGGAAACCUCAAUCUCCCAAGCCUGAAAAUGCCAUCACCAUUGCUGUGUCAUCGCGUGUCCUCUUCAGCAUGGACCUGGAGCAACAGAUCUUUGAACAGAAGGGUAUGGAGGAGUACCUGAAGUACCAGAUUGAACAUGAGACUGAACCAUUUGCACCAGGACCUGCUUUCCCCUUUAUUAAGGCCCUGGAAGCGGUCAAUGUGCAGCUGAGACAACUUUAUCCAGACAGCGAAGAGCUCUUUGAUGUUGUGCUGAUGACUAACCAUCACGCUAAUGUUGGGCUCAGACUCAUUAACUCAAUCAACUAUCACAAGUUGUUCAUCGAGCGCUUCUGUAUGACUGGAGGUAAUAGUCCAAUUGGGUAUCUGAAAGCCUAUCACACCAACUUAUACCUGUCUGCUGAUUCAAAGAAAGUGAUGGAGGCCUUAGAGGAAGGGAUUGCGGCAGCCACCAUCUUCAAACCAGAGAAAACAGCGGAGGUGUUGGAGACGCAGCUGCGAGUGGCCUUUGAUGGAGAUGCAGUGCUGUUCUCGGACGAGUCGGAAAGAAUCUUUAAAACGCACGGCCUGGAUAAAUUUUUUGAACAUGAGAAGACCUAUGAAAACAAGCCACUUGAUCAUGGUCCACUGAAAGGAUUCUUGGAGGCUUUAGGAAAACUGCAAAAGAAAUUCUCUGCCAAAGGCCAGCGUAUGGACUGUCCCAUCCGCACCUACCUUGUGACUGCUCGCAGUGCAGCUAGUUCAGGUACACGUGCCCUGAAGACCCUCCGUUCUUGGGGCCUAGAGACAGAUGAAGCCCUUUUCUUGGCUGGAGCACCCAAGGGCCCUAUGCUGGCAAAAAUCAAGCCUCACAUUUUUUUCGAUGAUCAAAUGUUCCAUAUUGAAGGGGCUGCAGAGUUGGGAACUGUGGCAGCUCAUGUUCCCUAUGGAGUCGCCCAAAAAGUGCCAACAAAGAAACCAAAUGAGAGAAGAGAAUUUAAUAAAAUAAAAUGAACAGCAUUACUUACUAGUAUGAAAUAUGUGUUGUGUUGACGCAUUUUGUUUGCGGUUUGUGCCUACAUUGAAUGUUCAUCAGUGUCCUGAGAGCGUCCAGAGCGUCCUGUACAUCAAUGUGUGUACAGAGUGUCUGUCUAGAAUUUAACAUCUGCAAACUGAAAUCAGGUGAAGUUAAAGAUCAAGAGGAUCAAGCCAUAUAUAUAUGUUUUGCUGGCUGAUUUAAAUAGAGUGAAUUUAUUAUAGUAAGGGAUUGUAAUGGAUGUAUUGGAUGUGCCUUUCAGGUACUAUGCAGUUGUUCAGAGAAACAGUCUGUGCCUUUUAUCUUAUAAAUGAAAAUGACUCCUUGCAUUUUAAGUGUUGGUUGUUGAUAGAGUAUCAGUCGAUGGAACAGAGAGAUCGUCCCAGUACCUGCAUCGUAAUGCUGGAAGUUCUCAGUUUUUGUUCAACAGUCAUAAAGUAUUACCAGAGGUGGACAGUAACAAAGUACAUUUACUUAAGUACACUUUUUGAGUAUCUGUACUUUACUUGAGUAUAAUUUUUUUUUUUGGAAGCUUAGGAGUUUAACUUCACUACAUUUGAAAGAUAAAUAUCGCACUUUUCACCCCACUACAUUUCUAUCAAGGUCCUCGUUACUCUUUACUAUGAAGCAGCUUUGAAAGUGGGUGUUUUCUUUUCUAAAACGUGCUUGUUUUUUUUCCCCAGGUGACACUGAGACAGACUAUCAGUAAUCACUAGGGUCACGUCACGUCCAUAGACUGUAUAAACUCAAGUUCAAUUAUUUCUCAGCAGCAUUAUUUGAACACGAUCAGUUGAUGGCAGAAUGGAAGGAGGCGGUUCUUCUGGGGAAUGCGCACACACCCAUGGCCCAUGAACCCAUGUUUCAGUUUUCUAAAAGGAUUAAAGAUUCAUUUCAUUUUAAAUGUUUGCUUUGUUUUCCAAAAACAAACCACAUCACGGCCAACAAAAACUCACCGUCCAACCUGCGGAAGCAGAUUGAGGUAUACAAACGUUUUAUUCCAAGAGAAAGAUUGUAGUGAGGUUGUCUGUGCUUUUAGAGCUAGCGAUAACGUUGCAAACAUAGCUAUGCAGUCUGGUUAGUCACGUGACUUUCUAUGGAUUUGCCUGCCAAGUUGCCAUAGCCUUGUUCACGGCUAAUGUUGACACAUAGCUAGUUAAUGUUAGUUAGCAUGUAAAAAUAGAGUUAGGCUAACAUGAAUAACGUUAACUUAUCUGAAGUCCUUUCAGAAAUAUGUUUUAGCAUAAUCUUGCCAAAUAAACAGAAUGUCAAUCUUUCUUUUCUAGUAACUUUAGCUACCCAAUAUGAUUUUGAGUUUGAAAAGAGUUUGCUAGCAUGUCAGGUGGAGCUUCACUGACUAGCUAGCUUAACAUUAAACCACCAUGAUGCGCAGCAUGUGUUCAUUUUGUGAAUUCAUAUUUCUGUCUUUUGGUAGCAGCAUUAGGUUUUGUAAGCGUUGUGGCAAUAAUACAACGAUGCAUUGACAGAAAAUGUACUUUUAAUACUUAAGUACUUGCUUUUAAAAAUACUUAAGUAAAAAUUUGACUGGAGAACUUUCACUUGUAUCGGAGUAACAUUUGACCAGUGGGAUCUGUACUUUGACUUAAGUAAUGAAGUUGGGUAUUUUGUCCACCUCUGAGUAUUACCUGUGUGAUAUGUAAAUUGUUUGACUUUUAUGUCUAUUAGAUUAUUCUGUGAUGCUCUUUUGGAUAAUUUUAAUAAGCAUGUGAGUAUAUUUGUAAAAACUGUCUGCAUGUUUUAUUAUGAGAUUUCAUAUGUCAAAUUUUGUUCCUAUGAUGUACAAUUGCUCCACUGUUGUAACAAAAAUUUAACCCUCUGAAAGAUUUACCAAUUGCUGUAACCCAUAAGUAGAGGCCAAAAAAAAAAAAAAAAGGUUUACGAUGGUGUUUAUUUCCAGCCACGUUUGUAGCCAGUACUCUCCACUUUUGUAGGUAGAUGGUAGGGAAUAGUGAUUUCUAAAAAUUAUACAUUUUUAUAAGCCAGGACAGAAUCCAAAAAAAGUACAGGUCUACUGGUGAUUAGUUUACAUUAUUAAAAAUACUUCUGUAUGUGCAUAA